GUCAGUACCCACUCUGAAGAUGACAGCAUCUGUACAAUACAUCAGAAAGCUGUUUGGUAAAAGCAGCUGCGCGACUAACAACCUGCUGAACACCGGACACAAAACACAGAAGAGCACGAAUGAUCACAAAACAACCAAAAACAAAUAUGAAAGAAACGUAGAAAGUCCUAAACGAAAAGUACAGCAGACCCGAGACAAUACAGAACACUGCAUAUGGAAAAGUGUCAUUUUAAGAAGAAAAGAAAAUGAAACCUUUGGGUUUGACAUCCAGACAAGCAGUGAUGAGAGAACGGUCAGCCCUGAGCAGGAUUUGGGCUCAUGUGCGUGUUGGGUAAAAGAGAACAGUCUCGCAGAGAGUUGUGGGUUAAUGACAGGUGAUGCUAUUGUCACAGUCAACAGUGUAUACGCCGCAGGAUUCACUCAUCAGCAAAUCAAGGAUCUUAUUCAAAAUUCCUCCUUCUUAAAGAUGGAGAUAAUCGGGGGUGCUACAGUAAAACACAGACAACUGUAUGGGAAGCUGUAUCUCCUGCAGCGACAGCUUACAGAGAAACACGAAGAGCUUCAGACACUCAUCACACAGGAAGUGCGUCUGGGAGGAGGUACCACGGAAAGCAUCUAAGAAACCUUCCUACGGGAUCUCCUUAUACCCUCUGCUGAUUGAGUGAUAAGGAGGCAGCUACAGUAGCAGAACUGUCCUGUAAAGACUUCAAAAUGGAACUUGUGUGAGUCCAGUAAGAAGAAUCAUGGUCCCCACAAGUGAUCCGUUCAUGACAGGAACCCAAACUUUCUUAAAACCCUGUCCUACAGUCCAACCAUUAAAGAGAACAAUUUGUUUCUAGAAGCAGAGCAGUACUUUUAAAUAAUCUUAUCUACUAAGUCUGUUGACUGUAUUUCUGUACUCAGUUUGUUGAUUGAGUGAUUGAAAGGUUUGAAUUGUGAAUGAAAAUGUUGAUGAAUCAUAUGGAAUAAUUUCGGGGCCACUAGAGUCACAAUACGGAAUUGGAAAAAUUAGAACUUUUCAAAUAAGUUUCCCACACAGAUAGUCUUUUCCCAAACUCAUUCCAUUGGUUAAGCCUAUGUUGGGAUGGUUGGGAUGCUCAAACAAACCGCAGAGCCACAACAGUGUUUACACUUUUUAAGGGUGCAACCUACAAAUGGCUUACUUAUAGCCAUAACAAAUUGUCUUUGCAAGUUAAAGGAAUGUUCCGGGUUUAGUACAAGUUAAGGUGUGGCAUAAUGUUGAGUCGUCCCUUGUUUAAGCAAAUAAGAAAAAAACGUGGUUACAGUGCAGCACAUACAAUGGAAGUAAAUGGGGCCAGUCCAUAAACGUUAAAAUACACACUGUUUCCAAAGUAUAGCCACAAGACUUAAACCUUAUAGGUGUUACAAUGAUUUUAGUGUGAUAAAAUCACUUACUAACCUUAUCUGUGUAAAGUCAUAUCAAAUAUUACAACUUUGUUGUCAUGACGACGUAAUUCCUGAAACCCUGUAAACGAGUUUAUCACACUAAAAUCGUGUAGUGCAGAUAUUUAAACACACUAAAGUACAUUUUAACAUGUAGAAUGUUUACAUCUUGUGGCUAAACUUUUGAAACAGUGUGUAUUUGGUGUUUAUGGACUGGCCCCAUUUAAUUCUAUUGUAGAUGCCUUAAUGAAACUUAGUGGGAAUAAUUUUCUGUGGUAAAUUGCAAUCAACAUUAUGUUACAAAUGCUGUCGAUUGUGCUUUACUUGUACUGAAUGAGGAAUAUUCUUUUAAGCUGGGAUGGGAAAUACAUCUUUAAUUUUAGUACCUGUCUGUAUUAUCUAUACUGUAUUUAUGUAUGUGUUUUAGUGGUAUCUGUCAUUAGGUGUUAUUUAUUAUUAGCUAUAAAUAAAUUACGUUUUAUUUAAUGUAUAUUUAGCUAAAUUCUUUAUUUUUUAUUUAUAUACAUUACAUUUUAAUUUAUUCAUUUCUUUUUUCUUUCUAU
Molecule: messenger RNA, 1967 nt
Organism: Myxocyprinus asiaticus (Chinese sucker)
Lineage: Eukaryota; Metazoa; Chordata; Actinopteri; Cypriniformes; Catostomidae
Product: cytohesin-interacting protein-like
Exons: 8
Coding region: 20-619 (199 amino acids)
Molecular function (GO): protein binding
Source: RefSeq, a predicted model, not a curated record